AGAUCCGAUAAGGAGCGGCAACGUUUUGAAGCGUCGAGCUGCGCGGGUGCCGCGACAACUGCGAGCGGCGGCGCUGUGUGGGAGACGCUUAAUUGCGCAAUUGGUCCUCUCGGGAGAGCCAAGAAACACGAGUCUUGCGUGGUAUUGAAUGAAGACCAGAACUAGUGAGCGGAGAGUUGUCUCGGUUUCAGGCCCUCGACUUGCACUGCAUGGAUUGUGUGGGCUCCUUGUGCGAGUUGCAAUAUAAAAAUGUCACCGUCGAGAGACCGCAGGAUGUGUGAUGCCAUCGAGGCUUUGUAGGGAGCCGCGCGGGGGCACCGGUUCUGUGCAGCCUCGCUCCGAAGGAAGUCUGGAUUGAAGCUGAUGAGAUGCGUAGUGCUGAAGUUCAACUGGCCCAGACACUGGACCCCGGGGUGCGCUGUAACUGGAAAUGUAAACGGCGUGUAACGGUACAUUGCAAGCAGUCGGCGGAAGGCCACAGUAGCAUCCGGCAAUCACCGGAUCGUCCGGUGAAAAAAACAAAAUCUCUCAAGAUGAAGCACCGACGUAACACCCAUUGCUAUCGAGCCAUGUGUUUCUGGUGCCAUGUGUUCUUAUGCAUCAUGAGUACAGUGCCACCAAUGGAAGCCAGUGAGGCUCCACACAGUCAUGACGUACAGCGAGAACAUGAGUACUUUCUGCGGAAGCUCUUUGAGAAAUAUGGCCACAAUGGAGUCAUGACCUUCGAAGGAUUUGAACAUCUAUUGGAGAACUUGGGCCUAGCACAGAUCACCUUCAGAGAUCAUGAUUUAUCCUUACAUCAUCCAGAAGGAAGCACUGGCUUUGUAGACCGUCACGAGCAUCACGAGCACACUGUUGAGGGCUAUGUCCAUGACGACGAUGAACAUCAUGAAAAUGAGAUGCACUCACGGGCUGUUAGGCAAGUCACAAGUCAUCAAGAACUAAGCAGCACUCCUUCUGAAAAUACUACAAGUUCUGCUUCUAGUGGCCACAGUUCCCACCUUAAAACUGCUGAAAUUACGUUUGAGAAGUGCUUAACUGCAACGGAAAUUCUGCAUACUUUCGACUUGCAACCAGAAACUAGCACGAUUAACCCAGAGAAGUUUUUGUACCUGUGUCCUGCAAUCAUCUACCAGUUAGAUCAGAAGCACUGCAAAAUGCCUGUCACAGAUAGGCACAUGCAUCACAGUGGUGAAGGAGAAACAGAUGUAAAUUUCAAAGUGUGGAUGUUCGCUCUCUUGGGGGUAGUUGUAAUCAGCCUAUGUGGGCUGUUGAGUGUGGCGGUGGUGCCACUCAUGCAGAAGGUGUUCUACCAUACUCUCAUUCAGUUCCUUGUGGGCCUUGCUGUUGGCAGCCUCACGGGUGAUGCUCUCUUGCAUCUCUUACCCCAUGCAUUGUCUGGUCAUGACCACUCAGAAGAUGGCGACGGCGAGGAGUAUGUGUGGCAUGGUCUAGCUUCGAUAGCUGGUAUCUACAUCUUUCUCAUCGUAGAGAGGUUCCUAUCCAUACACUCAAACCACAAGCACCGAAAGAGGAGCCCGAAGGCAAGCAACAGCGUGCAGUCUUCUCACACACCUAAGAAGCUUUGCCAUCCAGAAGAGGAGCAGACAAAGAUUGGAGAGAAGCUGUCUCACCACAAACAGGGUUCUUACGGCUUCGCAAUGGAUGCUUCUCAAAUGGAUGCUCUUGAAAAAUUGACAUCUGUGCCAGCAGACCAGCUAGAACUCACCCCGUUAAAUGAUGGGUGCCACUGUAUGGAGAUUGUGGACUUGAAGGAGACAGACAUUUGUGGUGGUGACGAGACUGACCUUGCUAAGGACAAGGCUCAAGACUUGGUUGUGAUAGUGAAAAAUGGUUCAUCGGGAACCACGGGACAUUGUGCACCUGCAGGUGACAGUGGAAGUCACCAUCCUAUAUGCCACAGCACAAGUAGAGACCCUACGGACGAGUGCCAUACGGAGACACUGGUCUACCGGGAAACAUUUGAUGACAGGGGGUUCACCGUGACAGUGUCUGACCACCAUCACCACCACCACCAUGGUCACAGUCACAAGGUGCCUAGUAGUAUAGCUGCCGUGGCCUGGAUGGUGAUUAUCGGGGAUGGCUUGCACAACUUCUCCGAUGGCCUAGCGAUCGGUGCAGCAUUUGCGUCUAGUCUUUCAGGAGGUCUCAGUACAACAAUUGCUGUCUUCUGUCAUGAACUGCCGCAUGAGCUUGGCGACUUUGCAGUGCUUCUCAAGGCAGGAAUGUCAGUGAAACAGGCUCUUCUAUACAACAUUCUGUCAUCUGUGCUUUGUCUCAUUGGCAUGGUAAUAGGCAUACUUUUGGGCAACACAGAGUCUGCCACUAAUUGGAUUUUUGCUGGAAUUGCUGGGAUGUUCUUGUACAUUGCCCUCGUUGACAUGCUUCCAGAACUGUCGGUGAAUGCCAACCACUCUCGAUUAAGUGCCAUCCACCAGCUGGGCACUCAACUGCUGGGCGUAUCUCUUGGUGUGACGACCAUGUUCAUCAUUGCUCUCUACGAGAGGGACCUCCAGUCCAUCCUCACUACCUAGGAUAAUAUAAUUCACGGGCCUGUGACCGGGGCACUACCCCAGUGUCAUUGUCUACACUCAAGGAAGCAGUGCCAGAUCAUACCCCCUUGCAUUGCUCUCCACUUUUGUUUGUAAGAAAUAGGGCAUGAAAAUAGUUGCAUUGUGUUUACCUAUGUUUUUGAUAUUGUGUGUACAGUGUUCCUGCACUAUUUCUCCUACCUUGUUAUUAGUCUCAUCAUUGUCACACUCGUUCCUGUUUUAUUUAUAUCCAUACAAACAAAAUGUAGGUGUGUAUAUUAUUCUUGUUUCUGUUGGUCUUUGUGUUUGUGUUGUGUCAAGGCUGCACGUGCAUUUUUAGUUUCAUACACGAACAGCAUUAGGAUAGUCUGGGACAUGGAAAGCUACUGCCACUUUAUCUGCGAGGACCAAGCAUGAGCAUUUUGACAUCAUUGCAAGUGAUGCCUUGUCAACUUCCCUUUUAAGCAACAUUUCAUUCCCAUCGCAGUGCAGUUUUCAUGUGACUUUUGUUUGCCUUAUUGUACGUUUAGAUGGAAGCUAAGUUAUACAGCUGAGUUGCUCAAGUUGAGCAGUGGUAAAUGUACAUAAGGAACUUCUUUUGUUACAUAAGCAAAGUACUUUUUCGUAAUAAAGAUGGUGCUAAAGAAA
Molecule: messenger RNA, 3200 nt
Organism: Ornithodoros turicata
Lineage: Eukaryota; Metazoa; Arthropoda; Arachnida; Ixodida; Argasidae
Product: zinc transporter ZIP6-like
Exons: 13
Coding region: 369-2555 (728 amino acids)
Biological process (GO): intracellular monoatomic cation homeostasis; zinc ion import across plasma membrane
Cellular component (GO): plasma membrane
Molecular function (GO): monoatomic cation:bicarbonate symporter activity; zinc ion transmembrane transporter activity
Source: RefSeq, a predicted model, not a curated record